UUAAUCAAUCAUUUUGCAGGGUACUUGUUCAUAUGAGAUUUCUCAGACAUGUGGGAAUGUCUCUGACAAUGGUCUACAAUUCAGAGUGGUGGCAUCCAACAUGCAUCGUGGGAGCACAGUUGUGUCCUUUGUCUCUGUAGUAGAUUUGUGGCUAACUAAACAACAGGAGCAAACACAAAUUACAAUCGGACAAAACAGGAAAAUAAAGGUUAAUGGGAAUGCAGUGAAUUCAUCUACUUAUCAAAUCAGUAACCUUGCAGAAAUAUAUCAGGAGCAGAAUUUUAUAGUUGUGAAUGCAUCGCAUGAUCUCAUGGUCUACUUUGAUGGUCAGUUUACACUAUUGGUGAGAUUGGGCCCAAGCUUCCAUGGGUCUGUGUGUGGGAUGUGUGGUAACAAUAAUGGAGAUCCUACAGAUGACAAGACCCGACCGAAUGGAGAAGUUGCACAGAAUGAUAUUGCUUUUGGCAACAGUUGGAAAUCAAACACCAGUGGCACAGGAUGUGGUGCUAGUGACCAGCCUGUUAAUGAUAGUGACUGCCCCUUCAGAGAGGAGUACUCUGCACUCUGUAACAUCAUCACCAACACCAGUGGACCAUUCCAACAUUGCCAUUUCCGUAUCAGCCCUGAAUCUUACUUCAGUUCCUGUGUGUAUGACUUAUGUGCUUACCCACAGUCAUUGGGACAAGACUUGCUGUGUUCAGCUGUGCAGGCUUAUGAUGCUGCUUGCACUAUGCUGGAGCUCAUGAUCCCAAACUGGCGCUCUGAUCUGUCUUGCUCUAGAAUUGACCCCUGUGAAGAUCUACACUGUACUGAGGAUGAGUGGUGUGGGGAGAAAGAUGGCAAAUAUGGUUGCUUCUGUAACGAAAAUUAUCCCAGACAAAAUCCUGAUAGUUAUGACUCUAUUGAAAUAUGUGAGAGCAGCUCUGGCAACAUGUCUCUGUCACGCUGUCAGCUGUUUGAAGCUGGUUUUCUUGCUAACAACCUCCAUUUACAUGACCCCAACUGCAAUGGAACAAUCCAAGAUGGCAGACUGAUGUUUCACUUUGAUAAUGAUGACCACAUCUGUGGUACAAAUCUCACGGCCAAUGGUACCCAUUUCAUUUAUGAGAACAUAAUCCAAGGAGAGAUGGACUUAACAACAGGUUCUAUACACAGAAACAAAACACUAGAACUUAGCUUCUCCUGCAUCUACAAGCUCAGCGAGUCAUUUAGCAUGGACAGAGAGAUAAAUCCUAUUCAAAGCAUCGUGCACAAGACUCUUCCAGGUAAAGAGGGAAUGUACCAGAUCAAGAUGAUUCCCUAUGAGGAUUCUGGCUUCUCCCACCCUUACAAUGGCAGGGUAAAUAUAGAGGUGGGAGAGCAAAUCUACAUAGGCGUCUUUGUUCAAGGAGUGGACAGCCGUCAGCUUGCCACGGUGAUAGAUUCUUGUUGGGCUACACCAGUAAAUCAGAGGAACUAUACUGUUCGCUGGGACCUUAUUACAGGAAAGUGUCCUAAUCCAAACGAUGACACGGUGAAGAUUCUAGAGAAUGGAGUCUCUACAACUGGACGAUUCUCCUUUAAGAUGUUUGCUUUUAAUGAUGAUGAAUCUAGGGUUUUCCUUCACUGCAGCAUUCACCUUUGUCUUCUAAGAAAUCAUAACUGUGCAAUGCGUUGUUUCCCUGGAUAUCACCACCGCUCAGGCAGGUCUUUGGCCACCCAUGAUAGUGCCUCAAUCUCCGUGGGGCCUUUUAUCCGGACCACCCAAAAAAGAGAUGUUUAGGACCAGAUGUGAGGAAAUGAAAAAGUCUUUUACUGGAUUUUCUGAACAUCCAGAUCAUUAUGCUGUGUUUCUAUGACUUCUGAAUCAUAAAGCAAUAUUAAUCAUUAAUUAUCCUAUUAGUAAAUCAAUUAAAUGAUGUAUUUAUAUAUAUCUCAUGAUUAACUAUAAUAAUUCUGCACAAAUCCUGAAAAUGUUUCAGGUUUGUUUUAAAAUUUUAAUAAACUUCUGUCUGUAUGCAUUA
Messenger RNA from Tachysurus fulvidraco (yellow catfish), 2003 nucleotides. Its product is annotated as alpha-tectorin-like. The record is from RefSeq and is a predicted model, not a curated record. Bases 101 to 1762 code for a protein of 553 amino acids. The transcript is spliced from 10 exons. NCBI's taxonomy places the organism in Eukaryota, Metazoa, Chordata, Actinopteri, Siluriformes, Bagridae.